This is a messenger RNA of Ctenocephalides felis (cat flea), 3492 nucleotides long. RefSeq lists its product as uncharacterized. Gene Ontology annotation, biological process: proteolysis. The transcript has 4 exons. NCBI's taxonomy places the organism in Eukaryota, Metazoa, Arthropoda, Insecta, Siphonaptera, Pulicidae. Gene Ontology annotation, molecular function: aspartic-type endopeptidase activity. Bases 1 to 3492 code for a protein of 1163 amino acids. The record is from RefSeq and is a predicted model, not a curated record.
AUGGCUGACAUCGAGACUCUGGAAGCUGUUCACGAAAUUAUUAAGACAUCUUUUGAUACCAUUAGAGAGUUUGUGGCAGGAUUCCGUGAGGAUGAUAAGAUCAAUCUGUUAAGUGUACGGAAGCAAAAGUUGGUUGAGCGAUCACAUGAGUGGGAAACAAAUUAUAUUGAGGUGAAUAGGUUGAAACCAGGGGAGGAUAUUCCUAAGAAUUCGAUUAGGGUCUCUAAUAGUUCAGUUGAUGUUAAGUUGCCUGACAUAGUGUUGCCCACAUUUAGUGGUGAAUUUAGUGAGUGGACAGCGUUUAUUGACCUGUACAACUCACUGAUUCACACAAAUACUAAAUUGUCUGACGUGCAGAAGUUGCAUUAUUUAAAGGGUGCUCUCACAGGUUCAGCUUCCAAUAUUAUUUCCUCUUCAAAAUUAUCUAAUGAAAAUUACACUGUAGCCUAUAAUCUUAUUUUAAAAACAUAUGACAAUAAAUUUUUAAUUAUUAAUGCUCACUUAAACUCAAUCGAUAAAAUUUCCUCCAUUAGUAAGGGUUCGUUUGAAAAUUUGAGAGCAUUCUUAAAUAAUGCAAGGCAGCAAGUUCAGGCUUUGACUGCAUUAUUUGAACCAGUUAAGUAUUGGGAUGUCGUUCUUUUGUUCAUGUUGUCGAAAAAGUUGGAUAACAACACUAGAGUUGCGUGGAAUUUGUCUCAAGCGUCAGCAGAACUACCAACUUUGAAUAGUUUCUUUAAUUUUAUUGAAAUGAGGGUAGUAGUUUUAGAGAAUUCUAGUUCUGAUUGCAAAGGGCCUUCAGCUAAGACAGUCAACACAAUUGUGAAGAAGGCUUCUCAACCUUGCAUCUGUUGCAAGAGAGAGCAUGCCCUAUUCCAAUGUGCUGAUUUCAAAGCUUUGGAUGUCGAACAGAAGCGAAAGGAACUAGUCUCUAAGCAUUUAUUUUGUGUACGCUGUAUAGCUUCGCGACGUGGCAUUUCAAAGUGCAAAUAUAAGUAUCCUUGCUCUAUAUGCAAGGAAUCACAUAAUUCUUUGUUGCACGAGGAAAAGGUUUCCCCCAUCAACAAUAGUAAUAUUCUUAUGACGCAUUCAAAUCCUCAAACUCUGCUUUCUACUGUUUCCUUAAUUAUUUUUGAUGCAAAUGGCAAAAGACAUUCCGUGCGUGCACUUUUAGAUAGUGGCUCACAAAUAAAUUUAAUUACUAAAUCGCUGGCUUCGCGUCUCCAGCUUCCAAUUAAUUCUUCACUUUAUAAUAUAAGUGUUUUACAAGGGCAGAGUAUGACUUGUAAUAAGUCUGUGAAGAUUAAAAUUAAAUCUAAAUUAACUUCUUUUGAACACAAGUCCAAUAGACUUGUUGAUGACGCUGAGCUAUAUUUUGACAUCCUGCAACAGGGUUGUAUCCGCUUAGGGAAGAAUUUACCAAUUUUGAGGAACAGUCGCUUCGGUUGGUUAUUGUCUGGUGUUUAUUCAGGGGAUGCUGGUUCUGAGUCGUAUGUAGGGUUUGUCUCUAACGAAGAUCUCCAUGAAGAGUUAGCUAGGUUUUGGCAGGUAGAGGAGGUCUCGUUGAGCAAUUCUCUUACGGGUUCAGAUAAGGCUUGUGAGGAACACUUUGUUUCAAAUGUACAUCGUUUAGGAAAUGGCCAAUUUGAAGUUGCUUUACCAUUUAUUGAUGGUAAGAAAUAUCAGUUAGGAAAUUCUUUCACACAGGCAAGGACUCGUUUUUUGAAUUUGGAACGUAGGUUGGUAAAAAAUAAGGACUUAAAUUUAGCUUACUCCAAUUUUAUUAAUGAGUACGCAAAGUUAGGUCAUGCCGAACUUACAUCUCUUACAGGAGAGGAUUUUGAUAAUAAGUAUUAUUUUUUACCGGUUUUUAAGGAUGGCAAUGUUAAUAAAAUUCGUGUUGUUUUUGAUGCUUCUUGCAAAACUUCCACAGGUUUGUCACUUAAUAAUGUCAUGCAUACAGGUCCAAAACUACAACAAGAUUUGUUUUCGAUUUUGAUUCGCAUCAGGUGUCACUUGUAUGUUUUUGUCGCUGACAUUGUUAAGAUGUAUAGGCAAAUUAAGGUUAGGGAUGCAGAUGCUAAUUUACAAUUAAUUAUUUGGAGAGAUUCUCCUCAGAAAAGGCUUGAUAUUUAUAAGUUAAACACCGUUACAUAUGGCACUUCAUGUGCACCAUACUUGGCCAUGCGUUGUCUAAAGAUGUUGUCAGAAGUAAAUUUUGUCAAGUAUCCACUAGCUUCGCAAACUUUAGAUAGGGACAGUUAUGUCGAUGACAUAAUUACAGGUGCAUCGUCAGAGCAGGAACUAGGGCAGCUGAAAUUGGAGGUCUGUAGUCUGUUGAAGUUAGGUUGUUUUCAGUUACACAAGUGGUCAAAUUUUUCUGAACAAAAUAAUACGGUAAAAACAUUAGGUUUAUCAUGGAAUCCAGUUGAGGAUAUUUUCAAAAUAUCUUAUUCCAAUCUUUUUAUCACUUCUACAGACACUAAAAGAUAUGUACUUUCUACCAUAGCUAGGAUAUAUGAUCCUAUUGGACUCAUAUCACCGAUUACCAUAACAGCGAAAUUGAUAAUGCAGGAAUUAUGGAAAUGCAAUUUAGAUUGGGAAGACGCUCUGCCAGAUGAAUUACAGGAUAGCUGGAAUGAUUUCAGACAUCAUCUUUCGUGUUUGGAAGGCUUGUCUGUUCCGCGUUGUUUUUUCAAACAGGUUCCUGUAAGCAUACAGUGUCACGGUUUUGCGGAUGCUUCAUUACUGGCUUAUGGAGCUUGUGUCUAUUUACGGGCGACAUAUGAAGAUGGUAGUAUUUCCUGCCAUCUAAUAUGUUCCAAAUCUAAGGUUGCUCCGUUAAAACAGGUGACACUUCCUCGCUUAGAAUUGUUAGCUGCGUUUUUAUUGGCAAAAUUAUAUAGGCGUGUUAUGGCUAAUGGUGUUGUGAAGAUUAACGAAUCAUUUCUGUGGAGUGAUUCUAGUAUUGUUCUUGCGUGGCUGCGCACAGAACCCUCACAGUUGAAAAUGUUUGUUUCUAAUAGAGUGUCGCAAAUUUUAGAAUUAACUCCAGCAGUUAUGUGGAAGCAUGUAUCUAGCAAAGAUAACCCUGCAGACAUUGUGUCAAGAGGUGUUAGAAUUGCUAGUGAUUUGUUGAGCUGUGAUCUGUGGUGGCACGGGCCAUCUUGGCUUUGUAGCACCAGAGAAAAUUGGCCGAAUAGGUUUUGUGAUCCACCAAAAGAUAAGCUGCCGGAAACACGGGUACUUUGUGCUGUUUCGAAUACUGAGGAUGAUGAUGACAUUGGUAUUGUUCUAAAGUCUUUGUCAGAUAGGGUAUCCAAGUUUAGCAAGCUUGUUAGGAUUGUCGCAUAUUGUCUCAGAUGGAGGAAAAAGCGCAGAACUGUUCCUCUUGGUGAUCCGUUGCCAGCUUUUGAGAUUCAGUUUGCAACUCUUAGGAUAUUUUAUUUGGUCCAGUUAGAAACAUUCUCUAUUACUAAUGAUGAAGAUUUAUAA